Puntigrus tetrazona (Sumatra barb) is the source of this 1054-nucleotide messenger RNA. Its product is annotated as endonuclease domain-containing 1 protein-like. The record is from RefSeq and is a predicted model, not a curated record. Gene Ontology annotation, molecular function: metal ion binding; nucleic acid binding; hydrolase activity. The transcript is spliced from 2 exons. Lineage: Eukaryota; Metazoa; Chordata; Actinopteri; Cypriniformes; Cyprinidae. The coding region runs from base 92 to 946 and encodes 284 amino acids.
UCUAGUCAAUUGACUUGCGAGAGCUUUCAGUAGAACGGCAUUAGUGUUUCUACCACCGCUUGAGCUUUAUUUUUUGAUUAGUUCAGUGCAGAUGAAGAUGAAGAUGUGGCUCUUUGUUGUCUCUGUGCUGCUGGUCAUCGAUUUUCCAAUCAUCAAGACCGAGGUUGUAAAUUCAUUUGAAAAAUGCAAAAAUUACUUUUUAAAUGAACAGCCUCCAGUGAUUCCGGGCAUUCUGAACAAUUCAGACUCAACGGGGAACAAUCGCUACAAACAAAUCUGUCAAAAAUAUAAAAACGCUUACAGGUUUGCGACUCUCUACGACACCGAAAAUAAGAUCCCCGUUUUCUCAGCCUACAUAUACGAGGGAAAGAAAGAAAAUUUCACAAGACCAAACCCGAAAUGGAUGAUUGAGUCUGAGCUCGAAUCUCCUGUUGCUGAGAUGACUGUCCUGACGUGUGCAAAUCAGGCCAUCAGAGAAGACUACCGCAACAACAGCUAUAAUGUGGAUCGUGGUCACCUGUUUCCGUCCUGUCAUGCAGCUAAUAAAGUCACUGCUAAAUCUACAUUCACACUGACCAAUGUAGUGCCACAGAAGAUCAGUUUUAACGGUGGCAGUUGGAGUCGCAUGGAAGAGAAGACCAAAAAUAUCAUGGAUACGUGCAUAAAUAGCAAUAAUAAUGUUUCAGCUCAUGUGCUGACUGGAGCAAUACCUGGCGAAAUUAAACUGAAUAAAAAAGUGAACAUUCCUCUUUACCUGUGGAUGGCAUUUUGCUGCUACAACAAAACAGAAGAAAAAUGGGUCUCCCAAGCUUAUUGGGCCGAAAACAUUGAAGAAAACCCUGUUGACGAAAAAACUAUCGAACAAAAAAGCGUGCGGGAAUUACAAAACUUUUUCAAUGAAACAUGGGUGCCAAAUGUACAGCUGUUUGACAAUUACUGUAAAUAAACAUGAAUAAAUGAUGGCUGAAUAAUCAUUUAUUCUGCUUGUGGGAUUAGAAGUCCGUUAAAAAUGCAUUUGUCGGGCUCUUCCAGAAUCCUAACUUGAUCAUUUCCA